This is a messenger RNA of Linnemannia hyalina, 417 nucleotides long. The record is from the annotation of a GenBank genome assembly. Lineage: Eukaryota; Fungi; Mortierellomycota; Mortierellomycetes; Mortierellales; Mortierellaceae.
AUGAAGUUCGCCACCCUCGCCGCCGGAGCCCUCUUCCUCGUCGCUCAAGUUAUGGCCUACGACGCCCCCGCCGAGCUCGUCAUCGAUGUCGUCAACAAGCCCGAGGGUUGUAAGACUCUAUCCAAGUCUGGUGACAAGUUGUCAAUGCACUACACCGGUACCCUCCACAAGACCGGCAGCAAGUUCGACUCUAGCUUGGAUCGCAAGUCGUCCUUCGAUUUUGUCCUCGGAAUUGGUCAGGUUAUCAAGGGAUGGGACCAGGGAUUGGUCGGCAUGUGCGUUGGCGAGAAGCGCAAGUUGACCAUCCCCGCCAGGAUGGGAUACGGCUCCCGCUCCAUGGGCGCUGCCAUCCCCGCCAACUCGGCUCUUGUCUUUGACGUUGAGCUCCUUCGCAUCAACGGCAAGGAUGAGCUGUAA